Pelobates cultripes (western spadefoot toad) is the source of this 14354-nucleotide messenger RNA. The record is from the annotation of a GenBank genome assembly. Lineage: Eukaryota; Metazoa; Chordata; Amphibia; Anura; Pelobatidae.
CCCCAGUCCUGGCCGUGACGUCAGGUGCGGUUGCCGCCAUUUUGGAUCGGAGUGCGCGGGGGUCUGACGGACUGAGCUUCCCGGUGGGAUAGGGCCUUCGUGUCGGUUUGGGUUCCCCCUCCUGUCCCUCAGGCCGCACCAUGUCCGAUAAACACGGCGGAGACCCGCAGCUGGAGGAGACCGGCGAGGAGAAGCAGGUAAUGGCGGACCCUCCCUGCCAGAGAUCCGGGGAGUGAGCUGUCACCACAGGGGGGAACCGGGGGAGUGAGCUGUCACCACAGGGGGGAACCGGGGGGGAGCCUGGGGAUACCGGGGGGGCCCUCACUGCCAGCUGGGGCAGGGAUACAGGGGAAGGGGCCCUUACUGCCAGCUGGGACAGGGAUACAGGGGAAGGGGCCCUUACUGCCAGCUGGGGCAGGGAUACAGGGGAAGGGACCCUUACUGCCAGCUGGGGCAGGGAUACAGGGGAAGGGGCCCUUACUGCCAGCUGGGGCAGGGAUACAGGGGAAGGGGCCCUCACUGCCAGCUGGGACAGGGAUACAGGGGAAGGGGCCCUUACUGCCAGCUGGGGCAGGGAUACAGGGGAAGGGGCCCUUACUGCCAGCUGGGGCAGGGAUACAGGGGAAGGGGCCCUUACUGCCAGCUGGGGCAGGGAUACAGGGGAAGGGGCCCUUACUGCCAGCUGGGGCAGGGAUACAGGGGAAGGGGCCCUCACUGCCAGCUGGGGCAGGGAUACAGGGGAAGGGGCCCUCACUGCCAGCUGGGGCAGGGAUACAGGGGAAGGGGCCCUUACUGCCAGCUGGGGCAGGGAUACAGGGGAAGGGGCCCUUACUGCCAGCUGGGGCAGGGAUACAGGGGAAGGGGCCCUUACUGCCAGCUGCGGCAGGGAUACAGGGGAAGGGGCCCUUACUGCCAGCUGGGGCAGGGAUACAGGGGAGCGGGUCCUUACUGCCAGCUGGGGCAGGGAUACAGGGGAAGGGGCCCUCAGUGCCAGCUGGGGCAGAGAUACAGGGGAAGGGGGCCUUACUGCCAGCUGAGCUCAGUGCUGGGACCCACAGGGUGUGAGCUGUCACCACAGGAGGGAACCUGGGAUACUAAAGGGUUCCCUGGAAUGGUUGAUAGGGGGUUUUCCUUUAAUUGCUUAUAUGGUGGGGAUUCCUGGUAUGGUUGAUAUUUUUCGUGGGGGUUCCUUGAGGUGACUGAUAUGAGAGUGUGGGAAGUUCACUGGGAUGGUCGAUCUAGGGGUCGGGGAGGGGGAUUGUAACGUUUAUUACAGUCAUUCUGGGGGAACCCACCCAAAAUCAGCUUGAAAAAGCAGAUUUUGGGUGGGUUUCCCCAGAAUGACUGUGGGAAAAUUGCUCUCGAAUGACUGUUAUGGGGGGUGAAGGGGGAGCGGAUGUUGAUUCUGAUUCCCCCCGACAUUGCUGAUUUGUGGAGGUUCCCUCCGACAUUGCUGAUAGUGGUUAUGGUGCCAGGAGUGCUCUGGUGGUGUCACAUACUAAGUAGUCUGUUUGCAAGUGGCUCGACAACUUCCCUGGGGUCCAGUCAUCUCCUGGUAUGAUACAUACUCGCUGGUGCUAGACCUUCUGGUGUGAUGGAAGUGCUCGCUGGUGCUUGACCUUGUGGUGCGAUGGACGUGCUCGCUGGUGCUUGACCUUGUGGUGCGAUGGACGUGCUCGCUGGUGCUUGACCUUGUGGUGCGAUGGACGUGCUCGCUGGUGCUUGACCUUGUGGUGCGAUGGACGUGCUCGCUGGUGCUUGACCUUGUGGUGCGAUGGACGUGCUCGCUGGUGCUUGACCUUGUGGUGCGAUGGACGUGCUCGCCCUUGUGGUGCGAUGGACGUGCUCGCUGGUGCUUGACCUUGUGGGAUACAAGUUUGUGUUGCUUUAAGGAUAAUCUCUUGUUAUCCUUUAUUAGUGUUAGCCACUGCACGCUGGACACAGUCGGCUAAUGUAUCUCAGCUACUUUUUUAGAACAUCAGUGAAGAGGAUCAAAGGCCUAUUAUUAUCUGCAAGAUAGAUCUGUGCUCUAUAUAUUUGUGUAUUUAAAAAGAUUUGUGGUGGGGAAAAAAGUGUGGAUGAAAACCCCUUCCAGCUGAAGUAAGUGGCUAGUUAAUACAUUGCUAAACACAAAUACACUCACCAGUCAAGCCAUAGGCCAGUAACCAACCUCAUGCUGAUGAGUUGCAUUAACAACGAAACAGCUGUCCAAGAGUGAUUCACUGGCUUUGCUCCUCUUCCUAAGUUGUGUUUCAAAGCUGUUGUAUACAGCAGACACAUACUCCAAGGAAUCCAUGUAUAAAGUGGCAUUAUGAGGCAAAAAUGUGGGUCUUUGUUGAGCUAAUUUGCAUACGCUUACCCAGAAUCCCUUGCAGUAGUGAGAGCACUGUUAAAGUGAGAUUUCUGUGGGAAAAGCAAAUCUUGUGGCUGGACUGGUGUGUGUGUAUUUGUGCUUAGCAAUGUAUUAACUAUGUGUUUAAAAACAAAGAUGUGUAAUGUCCUUAUUAAAGGAACACAGUCAUCUUUAUUUAUGCCUUCAACUAAUAUUAAUUUUAUCUUAAUGCAUCUUAGGUUAGAGUGUAAGCUAUGAUCACCCAGUGUUUGCUCUUUUCCAACUGUGCAUUGCUGUUUAAAAUUCUGCAGAAAAAGCAAAUGAUUUUGAAAAGCAGUAGUUUAGUGUCAAACCUCUGCUACAAGCAUUUUGAAGAAACCCAAUGUAUUAACAUUUCUUCAACACACACAGAGAAAGAUGGGUUUUGAGUAGGAGGCGAACAUAACAAGCGAAACUCCCACCCUGCAUUCCCAAUCGUAUAAGUAUUUAUUGUUCUCAAAGCGUAUGGCACUUUGCAUUGUGCAUAUACAGUCUCCGUGACAUGAAAUCCCCUUGGCCUGAUAUGACUUUAUUUUUUGUCCAAUCUCAGUGUCUGUCCUGGGGCUGCACUAUCAGGCAGUGAUAUUCAAUGCUAUUUACUAAACCACUUGAAUUGUUCCAAUUAAUCUGUUUUAGUAUACAAUUCUCAAUUCCCUGAUGAGUUCAAACUAUUUACCAUGACUCUUUGAAUAAUCUUAGUCAAAUGUUAUAUGUACACUCCAGACCCAAAAUCAACUUUAGCUGAAAAGCUUUGUGGGAAGGGAAGAGUGGUUGUUUCUUUUUUGGGUUGUGGUUUUUUUUUUUUUUUCUUUUUUUUUUUUUUUAAAGAGAAGAUUUUAAUAGAAACUGAAAUUUUUUUAAUUUAUUUUUUAUAAAUAACAUUGUUACACUUGGCUGCAUAUCAGACAGGUCCUGUUAGUGGAUGAGUCCAGGCCCAGGGCAAAGGGAGUGGCUGGAAUGCAAUCUAUAAUCCAAAUAUAGCUAUUAUUUUCAGUUCCCUUUAGAGGUACUCCUCACUUACCGACCGGGUCCUGUUCUUACGAGCCGGUUAUAAAACAAAUUGGUCGGUAAGUGAGGUCUAUGUUUUCGGAAUUUUCUCCGAACGUAGAUUAGAGGGAUUCCCUGCUCUGGUGCACUUGUCUAUGUUCAGGGAAACUGGAACGUAGACAUAUGCACCAGAGCAGGGAAAAUUCCCCAAACAUAGACCAGCUCUUUAACGUGGGGAAUCUCUUGAAUCCCCAUGCUAGAGAGUUGGUCAUAAAACAGGUAGGUCGUAAAGUGAGGACCACCUGUAAUAAUAACCUUUUGAACACUUUAAUGGGGUGCUCCGUCCAGUACAGGAGGCCAUGCUGAUUAUGGUCAUAGUCAUUUUUAUUUAAAGCGUCACUAUAGGCACUAAAACUUUUAGCUUUAUGAAGUAGAUUUGAUGUAUAGAGAAUUGCCCCUACAGUCUCUUUGCUCAAUUCUCUAUUUAGGAGUUAAAUCACUUUGGUUACUGUUUAUGCAGGCCUAACCACACCUCCCCUGAAUGACUGACACAGCCUGCAUGAAAACUAAAUGGUUGCCCUUUCAAAAGAUGUUAACUUAAUGUAGAGAUUUUUAUUUAUUGCUCUGUAAUUUGGAGAAAGUGUAAACACUAGAUCUAUCUUUACAGCAAGUGUUUAGGAAGGCUGCGUACCUCGCAUGCAGGGAGUUGUGACUGGCGCUGUAUAAACAAAGUGAUUUACCUCCUAAAUGGCAGAGAAUUAAGCAGUGAGAUUGCAGGGACAUGAUCAAUAGAACAAAACUGAUUCCUUUAAUUUCUACACUGGGUGAAUUUUUUUUUUUUUUUUUACCACAUAAGGCAAGCAUCCAUAAGUCCAACUUGAUAUAUAUAGGUGACGGUGCACAAAAGUAUUAUUUUUUUUAUUAUUUAUUUAUUUAUUUCCUAUCUACGUCAAAUUGUGGGGACUUUUGUCGUGCUUGAUCCCUCCAUAAAUCAUUUGGUACGUAGCUAAAUUUUGAAUUGUUCUUCCCUGAUUAAAUCUCUUUGUCACGUGAUUGCAUUUUGUUCCCAAUAAUAUACUUUGUCCUUUUUUUUUUUUUUUUUUUUUAAAUAUCACUUUUUAAAGAAUUAUUGAUCCAUGCUUUUUUGGCUGUAUUGGCAUGAAAUAUCAAUGGGCUUAUAAUGCUGGGUCAAUUGCAAAUUGAAUUUGUGUGAAUACAUAUAAAGAUUUGAUAUGAAAUAUAAAACUUUGCAGGUCUCUAUAGCAUUAAUACGCAAGACCCUGUAUUUACCCUUUCUCUUCCUUGGUAUAAAUUUAUUACAUUCUUAUUUCCUCUGUUUCAGGAUUCACAGGAGAAGGAAGCAGUUACCCCAGAAAAAGCAGAGGAGCAGAAACUAAAGGCCAAGUACCCCAAUCUGGGGCAGAAACCUGGAGGUUCAGACUUCCUGAUGAAAAGGCUUCAGAAAGGGGUAUGUAAAUGUAGCGGUUUGCCACUGGGCCAUUUUCAUAGCCUUUUAGGCAGUAUGAUGAGCUGAUAAUGCUUAGCUGAACAUUAACUACUUUUGUGGCCUGUCUGACUGUUAAAACACAAAGGUUAUUAAGCUUAAUGUCUCGCCAGGUCAUUUAGUGUCAGUUACCACUCAAAAUAUUCCCAGUGGGAGUUACUCACCUGCUAAGGUCAGAGGCAGCCUGAUUGCUUUUGGCUAAUAUUCUGGUCAAAUUAAGUGUCUUAACCAACAUGGUUUGUAGGCAUAUUCACAGAAUUGUAGAGAGUUUAAACCCAAGCUGCAGAUCUAGGAUAAAAUAGUCAAACUAUUAUAUUGCUUCACUCAAAUGGCAGACUUUCUGUAAAUGUGUUACCCCAAACAGUCAUACUCAAUAUACAAAGAGAUCAGUAUAAAUAAAGGGGCACUGUAAACACCAUCACCACUGCACUUGUGUGUGUGUGUGUAUAUAGGUUAUAGUGCUAAACACCCAUCGUGGGUACAGGCUGAGGGGAAUAUUGGGGUGGUUCCUGCUGACAACAAGCAUCCAAUGUGCACAGAAUAGACAUUAGCUAGUGUUUUUAUUCGUUUUGUCAGGGCUGUGACAAAAUAAACAGAUUGUGCUGAUUGAAGGCAAAUAUGUAAAUUGUAGGCCGACUGAUGUCACCUUCUCCAACCUUGAUAUUUACUUGGUUAUUUACCAAAGUGGGAAUUUAAAAUUUAAGGCAAAAAUAGCCAAAAUGGAACAUUCUCCAAGUCACCUAAUGCGUACAUUAUAGCUAAUUUCACCUUCAAUUUGGGAUUUACUUAAGCAAUUCCUACUUCAGUCUGUUACCCUGUGCGUUUGCCAGUGUGCUGCCCAAUGAGUAAACCCUUCCGUUGGUGUUUAAUGUUUCUCUGCGUGCCUCUAGUCCUGAGAGCCAGCAUUCUGUAAAUAUUGUCCACAAUGUUCCCUAGCUCGCACAGUCAAAACAAAGUAAAUAUUCUUCAGUUUCCAAUCCUCCCAAGUUCAGUUCUUUCUUUCUUAACUGGUUCAUAACAGGAUUUGUAAUUGUAUUUUUUAUUCUUUUUGUGACCGUAUGUGCCAGAAUGGGGCACCCCUUAGCAGAUAGGGAUUAGUAACUCUUCAGAGAGAGGAAGCGAUCUGUUGCUGUUUUUCAUUUUUUAGAGAAACACACUGCUAUACACACACUCUGCAUUCAUUAUAUACACUACACAAAUACACACAGCUCCCCUGUCUAAACACACUACAUGUGGCAUGUGUAUUUUGUGCAUUUACCUUUUAGAAAUAGUUUAUAUUUUCAAAAUGGUAAAUGCACAGAAUAUCAGUAAGUUUUUGCCUAUCUGCCUGAAAGUUCACAGAUCAUCGGUAUCUGCUCUAACAAAAAACAAAUCGGUCAAUACCUACUAAGUAUAUUGUUAUUUUGGUUGUUUGGCAAGUCAUUAUUUCUCACUGUCCAUGUAUAUCAAUGUUUAAUCUGACAUUCUAGGCUCAUGCAUUGCAAAAUUAGCUGCUGCCCUGGGAAGUUAAAUGUAGUGCAAGUGAAUGACAGCCAUGCUAACAUUACACAAAAUUGUAAUGUAACACACGUGCUCCCCAGUGGGUAAGCAAAUAUAAAGUGGAUUCAUCCUUUUGAGAGUGUAAGAAGAUCCCUCUAAUCUUCUUAAUGAAAUACAAUCUACAAAAAUAAGAACAGGCAGAAACCAGAAAUGGUGUAGUAUGUUAAAACCACAAAUGCGCUUGUAUAAUGCAGAUAUUUAGAGGGUUCAGAUAUUCUUCCUUUCCAACCUUAAUUAAGAGGGAGAGACACAGGAAACAUAGAGCACAAAAUAAAAUGAAUGACAUAAAUUUUAUUCAGAUAUCACUCACAAGAUAAAUGAUAAAAAUCCAGCGUAUCAGAAACUCAGGUAUUCCCAGUGCCGAUGUCACUUCUCCUGGGGGCAAGUAUUUGAAGAAGCUGGAUAAAAAAAGUAAAAUAAAAUAAGACUAAAUUGUACAAAUGCACAGUAAAUAAAUACAAAAAUAAAGAUCCAAUGAAACGAGUGUAGGUGCUGCCUUGGUCUCCACCCUACGCGUUUCGUUCUGAACAGGACUUCCUCAGGGAAAAAUCAAGGUGUGUAGUAUGGUCUCCUCUGUCUGCUUUUUAAAUGUGAGGGUAGAAUCUCCCGCCAUUAGAACAAUCACGAUGUGUCCUUGUUUAUACAAAUCACCUGUGUUUAAUCUUCCGGGAUCCAAUCUUCUUUCUGGGUUUGCGUUUCAAAAUAGCUACAUCCGGUAUCACGUGGAACACAACUUGCGUUCCACGAUCAUAUACCUGGAAGUCCAAAAGUAUGUGUAUAAGCCAUGCUAACCUACCCACUUAAUGCUCUUUGUACUCUCUCCCACCCAGGGACCAAACUAGCUGCAGCUCAGCCAUGUUAAAUUAAACUUUGUGUCUCUCCAUUUGCUGGUUUACCACACAACGUGUGUUAUUUUUUAUAAUACGUGUGUGUGUGUGUGUAUGUAUGUUAUUGUACAGCGCUGCGGAAUUUGUUGAUGCUUUAUAAAUAACUUCUAUAAAUAUUCUGUGAAUCAGUAGGAACUGCUAGCAGUUGUCUCAUUCGUUGGAAGAAAAAAAUAAACAUUACAAGCGAAGUUAAAGGACGUCACCAUUGGCUGCCAUUUUAUUCUCUCCCUACUAAAUGAGAAGACUGCGUGCAGCUGUGUUUGGUUGUAUUCCUGCUGAAACAUGCAGCUACCUGGAUUGAAUCUGCACAUUGUGUUGGCAAACUUACAAGCAAGCUUUUUAAUAAUGUAAUCUAUAAGUUUUUUGACAAUUUAGCCAAUGCUGCAUAGCUGAAAUUGUAUUUCCUGUAAUGUGAUGCCAAAUCAUGUCUGAUGUGGUAGUGUUCUAACUAGAAUAAAAACAGGUGUACAAACAUGGGUUCUAACCAGUGUAGAAAUGGGUGUAGAAAACAUGGGUUCUGAUCGGUGAAUACUAGGAAAUUCUGAUUAAACAAAUUAUUGUAGCAUUCCCCUUAUCCAUGCCCUGUGCGACUCAUAGCUAGAAUGAAUCUGGACAGACAAAACUGAAGACAUUUCUUUCCAUACAUUUUCUGGUAAAAUGUAGCAUGUAGCUUUAGUUAUACUUGUGCUGUAUGCGGCAUAAUAGUGGGAACAUAGGCCUUAGCUAUGUUGCAGUUGAGUGAUAAUGACAAUGUAGCAGUGUGUCCCUGUUCUCUAUACUGUAGCUCAGGACUUGCAAUCUCAAGUCCCACACCACUAGCUAAUCUCUAUGUACUUGCCGCUGCAAGCUUGGAGAGUCCAUGUCACUCGGUGUUUACUUUCCUCUCGCCAGGGCUAAUUUUUCAAUCACCAGUGGGGAGUGGUAAGUGCACAUUUUCAGUCCUGCUAUUGUUGUUAAGACAUAACUGGCAACAUAGAAAGGAGGGUGGUUCAUCCUUCUACAAAUCACUGCUACUAGGCUUCUAUAAAGAGUAAGGAUAUAUAGUCUCUCUUCAUUUCUAGUCAGGAAUUCUGAAAAACAAGGACACUUCUUACUCAGGUCUCUAUCAUCCAUACCUUUCCAUCUGCCUGUUGUAGCCAUGUUACUUAUGUCUGUAUCAUGAGAAGGAUUUGCUGAAUUUCUGAUGUGACUUCUCCCCUUUUUUUUUUUUUUUUUUCUGUUUCAGCAAAAAUACUUUGACUCUGGAGACUACAACAUGGCCAAAGCCAAAAUGAAGAACAAGCAGCUACCUUGUGCUGGGCCUGAUAAAAAUCUGGUAACGGGAGACCACAUCCCAACGCCACAGGACCUCCCGCAGAGGAAAUCUUCCUUGGUCACCAGCAAGCUGGCAGGGUAGCCCACCCUUCCCUCUGCUGCUCCAGAAUGGACAUGUCCGCAGUUAACUGUACCAUAGAGCUGGGAUGGCUGGACUUUCAUAUAAUGGCAUCUAUCUGUCCGUGCUAGAAGGGCCAGUGCAAUGUUGUUCGACAAUUUUGCACUGGCCCUUUUAUCCACGACAGUUAAACUUCAAGCAAGCCAGCAAGAUGCCGCAUGAAUUAAGAUUUGCAGUGGGUGGCAGGCGAUUGUGAUAAGCUGUCGGCGCAAGAGCAUUUUCUCUGAUUUUGAUGACAAGUGUUAAAUAGUGUAAGAUAUAAAUUUGGGGGGUUGCGUUCCCGUGUGUGUGUGUGUUGUGCAGGCUUGACUUGGCAACACUCUUGAAAGUUAACAUAAUGAAAUGCUCCUUCGAGGGGCCAAAUAUAAUGGACAUCUUCCCCGGUAAAAGCAAGAAGAUCACAUCUUCUGAAUUGUCCAGAUGCCUCUCCAUUGUAGUAAGAUGUGGUUGUAUAGUGGCUGUACAUCUGCAAAGAGUAGGAGUGUAUGUUAGCCACAAGCCACACAGGGAUUACAGGAAUAAGUUUUGAGAAGGCUUAGAAUUCACUGCUUAUUCUGUGUAGAUCAUAAGUUGACUUUCCUUCUUAUUACCGAUAGUAAAGCAAUGUAGAUGUUGGGUGUAGGAUGUACUAGGAUUGGCACUCUGCAGUCUACUUCUGUUUUAGGUCCUCAUGCCGUAAGCUGCCAGUUUUCUUUGAAUGUUUUUCAUUUCAGCAUCUCUACAAACUUUCUAGUUUAAUUUUACAUUCUGGUGACUUAUGAGUGAUCCUUGUAUUGGUGUGAAAAGGUUGUUGUAUUCAGCGCUUAGUGACCAGUAGGUAUAGGGAAGGUAAAAUGAUAAAAGGCUGCAACCUUAAGAGUAUGAUGUUCCCUCACAAACCAUCAAAGGAGUACAAAUGUAAAAACAGAAGGUAAUAGGUCGCGCCACAAAUAAUAUAGUAUAAUAAAAAACAAUGAGUACUUACAUAAAAUGUAUAAAGGAGAGACCUGAGUAAAAUAGUAUGGAAAAAGUCCAAGUUGAUUGAAUAUAAUGAAUCUUAUGGGUUCUGAGAUAAUCCAAUGUCCAGAUGACGUAGAGGAUUGAAUAUAAUCUUUCUAAAUUCAAAAAUAGACUCUGCCUCUGGUUUGCAGUCUUACACUAUUGGAUCUUUCUCUCCUUUACAUGCCUGUACGUCAUCUGGACAUUGGAUUAUCUCAGAACCCAUAAGAUUUAUUAUAUUCAUUCAAUCAACUUGAACUUUUUCUCUUUUAUCCAUAUUAUUUUACGCAGGACUCUGUUCUCCUUUAUACAUUUUAUGUAAGUACUCAUUGUUUUUUAUUGUUUGUUAUUAUGAUAUAUUAUUUGUGGCGCGACCUAUUACCUUCUGUUUUUACAUUUGUGAUCCUUGUAUUGGUUUCAUGUUAUAAGGGCGCUGUUUGGCCUAUCGGAUCAUGAGAAAUGUAGAACACUUCGGGUACGGGUAAUCAAUCUGGCUGGAAUGCUAUAUUCGGGGUUUGUUUGGGGAUGCAAAAGGCUGCACCCCCCUAAACUGUUGCUGUAUUGUGGCUAUGGUGACAGGGCUUUCGGUUCAACAAUGGCUGCCCCCAAAUUCUCAUUUAUUCAUUGAAACAGUGGAACUAAAUGUUUCGUGAAGUAUUUUUCUGGAAACUUUCCAAACCUUUAGAAAAUGUAAAUGUCUCUGAGAAAACGCGAACAGUGUUGGACUGUUUCUUUCCUUUUUAAAAUUUGUAUUCCCUUUUAUGUUUUCCAUAUCGACUUUUGCAUUAUUAUAGAGAAUACAUCUCUAAUACUAUUAUUUGAUUCGUGGUGGAAAUCUGUAGAAUAUCUAACUUUCCAUUGCUUGUUGAGUUAGGGCAACACAUUAGGUUCUUUUUUCAGGGUGUCUGUUGAAACAUGCAGGCCUAUUAUGUCAGAUUGUCACCUCAGGCAUACUUUGUCAUUAUACAGCAUUGGCAUUAUACAGAUGUGAUCAGUUGUGUUUACCCUUCCAGAAGCCCUGGAUGAUGAACACAUUACACAAGCUUAAACCCACAGCAUGCAUAACUUGUAAAUACAUGCCUGCCUUUUCGAUUAUGCCAGGGAAAGCAUAUUGUCCUUUCCCAGGCUGAUCUACAUCCCCCAUUUGUCCUUUUUAAAGUGAAACUGUCACUUGUAAGAUAAACGCACAAAUUGAUAGCUAGUUAAGUUACCUAUGGCUUGUGCUUUGUCUUAUUUUUGGUACACAUGCUCUGUCUGGCUGUACAGAAAUGCCAUGUAAAUUUAUAUUAAUCCCCUUGAGUGAUGUGUACAUGAGACAUGCCCCAAAUGUAUUGUUGGGUUAGCAGUGACUUUUAUUUUAGUUGUGUAAUUUUUCCAUAAAUGCCUCCACUAAAAGAUGGAUGAAUUCAUUCUUCGCAUUUCCUCCCGAGUAGAGAAAGUAAGAAUUAUAAGGUUUAGAAGAGUUUAUUCCUUGAAUUUCAAGUUACCACCUUGUCUUCUAAAGGCCUAGCUGCCUGCCCUGACAUUUCAAUCCUGGUUUAUUGUGAGCUUACCUCUUAACAUGAGCAGAAAGAGAACUGCUAAUCUUGAUGGUUAGAAUGCACAAAGCUCUUCUGGCCUCUGAAUAGGGCAGACAACAUAAACUGUGGAUUUUCGGCCACUAAGAUAUUUCCAAGUGAUUCUAAAGCACAGCCACCAGUGAACAGGCCAAGGCAAUCGGGACUUUCAGGGUGAUUUACUGAAGUGAAUUUGGAAUUUAAAGCCAGAGUAGCGGAGCUGAAAACCAAUUUAAAUUUGAAACUCAUUUGGCAUUCUCACUUGAGUAAGUAGCCCUGUUUGUUUCAUAGUAGCAUAGAGUUUUGUGAUAAAUUGUCACAAUGCUUGCUGCUGUCUCUCUCUCUUUCCAUUUUAAAAUAAAUAAAUUGUAACCGCUAAGAUUAUGUUUAAUUGUACACUUACUAAAGAAAGGGUAGUGUAAGAGGAUAGUAGUUUGGUCAGUGAAAUGUGUAUCAAGUGUUUACACAGCCGUUUUACAUUUUAUGGAACUUUUUGUGUGGUUUUGUUUUUUUUUGAUUGCCAGAGUUACAGGUUGGUUGGUCUGAAUCAACCAGUGAAUAAUGUUUAAGUGCCAGAAGCACGACUAGUUUAUUACAAUACUUUCUGUAGACUCUGCUAAAGCAAAUAUCACUGAUUCCUGGCGUAAUGUGAUACAGUUAAAUAUCUCUGCUGAUCGCUUGCUGGAAGUAAACAGAGGCUAGGGUGAAAUAUUUGUAUGGGAUUUUACCAGACUAUUAAAGGGACACUAUAGUCACCCGAACAACUACAGCUUAAUGUAGUUGUUCUGGUGAGUAUAAUCAUUGCCUUCAGGCAUUUUCAUGUAAACCCUGCCUUUUCAGAGAAAAGGCAGUGUUUACAUUGCCCAUAGGGACACCUCCAAGUGGCCAAUCCUCAGAUGGCCAAUGGAGGUGCUUCCUGGCUCAGUGCUGCACAGUAGGCAGCAGUGCAGUUCAGCGUCUCCACGCUCUGCAUGGGAAUACUGAAUUUUCCUCAUAGUGAUGCAUUGAUUCAAUGCAUCUCUAUGAGGUGCUGAUUUGGCCAAGCAUUGGAUUGGCAAAAAAUCUGCAAUUUUGAUGUCACCAAGGGGGCAGGGCCAGCGCCGGCAGACCCGCGGAGAGCUGAAAAUAAGGUGAGUUUUAACCCAUUCUGAGGGGGAGCAAGCAACCUAAAUGGUGGAUUUUCACUAUAGGGUCGGGAAUAUGUGUUUCUGUUCCUGACCCUAUAGUGUUCCUUUCAUCUUGUUGUAUUAACAGUGCCUGAAAUUUCCAGUCGGGUGCUUGUCAUUGGCAAGUGAUAUUUUACUCUUGGGAUGUGUCAUGGCCUCCCCUUGCUGCCUGUGACGAUCCCAGGCUUUUAGAGUGCAACAUUAUCAAUGUGACACUAAUGUAACGUGAGAUCAGUACACCGGCAGUUUAUAGCGCUGAAGAGGUUGUAGUAAUCUUCCAAUCAGCCCCACACAUGGAGUUCUUCAAAUACUGAAACAAACAGCCUGCAUACUCUCCUGACCGCUGUAUGGAGGAAAAAUGUUAUAAUAAAGUUCCUCUCAUCUCCCCAUACAUGUUGAUUUGCAAGAGCACUUAACAUGUUAAUUACAGGGCAGUGAUGUAUAGACCUCCUGGUCACUUCCGAGUUACUUUUAAAUCAUGAUUCUAAUUUUAUCUAUUGCUGUGCUAGACAAAUUGCUUGUUUAACUUAAGUUAUUCGCAGUCUUUUUGUUCUGACUUCCUAUUUGUAAAAGUUGUAAAAGCAACAAAUAUGGAGACCCCAGGCAGCUAAGCAAAGUAUCCUGCAGUUCCUAGCAUGCACCCACAUGUUGUGCAAAUCACUUGUACUUCUGGUUGGUCCGUUACCAGGGAUGGCACAGUUGAAGUAACCUUUCAGCCUGACUUUUUGCCCAGAUCUUGACGUUUUGAGCCCUGGUAUUUUUACAGAUUAUUGUAUGUUUUGAUGCAAGGACAUUAUGGGUGCAGUCUCUCCAGUUUUCAUGCCUCUGUUGCAGGUAUCAUAAUAAAGCAGUUCACUGCCCUCCUGGUGAGUUCUAAAUAUUUGCACGAGUACGCUUGUGUGCCAUAGUAAAAUGGUAUAUAACACGAUUCAGCCAUGCCAAAACACUGCAGUGCUGCUGCCGCCAAAUUGGCUCCUUAUGUCAGUUUAACAGCAUUGAAAGGGUCAGCAGUGACUUCAGUUGUGCCUGCAGGGCUGUAUCCUGCUAUAAGUCAGGGCCUGCACCCACAGUGUCCUUCCACUAUAACCACUGCAAUAAGCUGUAGUGGUUUUGGUGCUUAGAGUACCUUUAAGAUUUUGUGUGUUUUGUACUUUCUGGGCACUAAACAAAUGUGUCCGUGCUACCUGCAGGUGGCUGCCCAGCAUAUACACAUCAACUGAAAUUAGUCCGUUGAUAAUUUGUUUAUUAGAAGGGAUUUCAUUCAUUUUGGUCCGGCUCCUGAUUUCUAAAAAGCCCCACCCACCAGUACCUCGUAAUUUAGCCAUUUCUAAUUGGAGUGUUUGGGCAUUUUAAGAUCCCACCUCCUGUCUGAUUAAAUGAACCUCUUUGUGACCAGGGUUUGGAAAGGCACUCUUUCAAUGGCAUUCAUGGCGUGGACUUAUGAUGGCAAGACGUCAUCUGUGUUUCACGUAUGAUGAGCUCUACUAGGCAAUUUUCAAAUCACACGUAUUUUCAAACAUUUCGGACUCUGUCUCUUCAGGAAUCUAUAAGGAUGGAGGUAAUGUAGAAAAUACACUACACCUGUGCUAUGUAUUAUACUUUGUUCUGUCCAGCUCUUGCCGAAUAAACACUGUUUACUACAGGAAAUCUAGCCAGCACUUCCUGUCUGUAUGGGGUUAAAGGAUUUGGACUAAGAACCAUUGUACAUGUUGUAAAUUAAAACUCUAUGAAUACAAUUCAUAUCUUCAUUGAAGUCAAUUAAUGUUUUUAUUUGUGUACAGUCUGUUAUUAAAUGUCGCUCUGUCCCAGUCUCAAUGUAAAUAGCUCUGGAAAUAUAUAAAUAUAAUUUUUAUAACCUUCAUCUUUUUCUUACCGUCUACUUUUUAUUUUUUCUUUCAUUGGUUUUGUGUUAAAUUUUACAUAUUGCAUGCUCA